This is a messenger RNA of Rotaria sordida, 558 nucleotides long. The record is from the annotation of a GenBank genome assembly. NCBI's taxonomy places the organism in Eukaryota, Metazoa, Rotifera, Eurotatoria, Philodinida, Philodinidae.
AUGAUUGAAAAAGAAGCAUCAGCAGCUGAAAAAAAAUAUGAAGCUAGUCGAAAAAAAGCAUUAAAUGCAAUGAAAAAAUCUGGUGAUAUUGAAACAGCUCGUAUCUAUGCUGAAACUGCUAUACAAAAUCGAACAUCACAUAAUCAAUUUCUUACGAUGGCUUCUCGUAUUGAUAGUGUUAUUUCUAAAGUUCAACAAGCUAAUGCACAAAAUAUUAUGGUUAACAAUAUGAAACAAGUUAAUAAAAUGCUUGAACAUGUGAAUAAAGAUAUGAAUAUUUCCGAAUUAGCUAAAAUUAUGGAACAAUUCGAACAAUCAUUCGAAAAUUUUGAUGUUAAAGAACAAGUAAUGAGUAAUGCAAUGAAUCAAGCUAUGGCAACAAGUACACCAACUGAAGCUGUACAUGAUCUUUUACGUCAAAUAGCUGAAGAAAAUAAUUUAGAUAUUCGUGCACAACUUGAUGCUAUUCCAUCUGUUCAAAAUACAGUACAAACACCAGCACAACAAGAAGCUGCAGCACAAAAUACUCGUUUAGCUGCUCUUCGUCAUGCUACUUAA